AUGUUAAGAAGGAAUGUUAGGUUGAGGAAGGAAUACCUUUACAGGAAAAGCUUGGAGGGAAAGGAGCGGGCGGCAUAUGAGCGGAAACGAUUAAUUCGGAAAGCGCUUGAAGAGGGCAAGCCCAUUCCUACGGAGCUGCGUCGCGAGGAAGCUGCACUCAGGCGGGAGGUGGAACUUGAAGAUGACAACACUGCCGUCCCCCGCAGCCAUGUGGACGAUGAAUACGCUCACGCGGGGGAAGUGGACCCCAAGGUUCUCAUCACCACCAGCCGGGACCCCUCCAGCCGCCUGACCCAAUUCGCCAAAGAGGUGAAGCUGGUCAUUCCCAAUAGUCAGCGCAUCAAUCGAGGUGGUCUCAUCCUGAAGGAGCUCGUGGACACAUGUCGUACACAUGAUUUCACUGACAUAGUGGUGCUGCAUGAACACCGAGGAGAGCCAGACGGCAUGGUGGUGUGUCACCUGCCGUACGGGCCCACUGCUUACUUUGGCAUCUUCAACACCGUGCUGCGACACGACAUCGGCCAGAAGAAGGAGGUCGGCACGAUCUCCGAGGCCUACCCGCACCUCAUCACCGACAACCUGGGAUCCAAGCUGGGCCAGAGAACCGCCAACAUCCUCAAACACCUCUUUCCGGUGCCCAAGGACGACUCGAAGCGCAUCGUGUCAUUCGCCAACCGCAACGACUUCAUUUCCUUCCGCCACCACACCUACAGCGAGCCCAAGGGAGCCAGCAGCAUUGAGCUGACGGAGUGCGGUCCCCGAUUCGAGUUGAAGCUGUACCAGAUCAAGCUGGGCACCAUGGACCAAUCGCACGCGGAGAACGAGUGGGUGCUCCGGGCCUACACCCGCAACACCAAGAGGGGCAAGCUCGCAGGCGGGGAGGAAGGGGACAAGAACGGCGCUAGCGCUGGGGGUGGGGGUGGGGGGAAGAGAUAA
Molecule: messenger RNA, 936 nt
Organism: Volvox carteri f. nagariensis
Lineage: Eukaryota; Viridiplantae; Chlorophyta; Chlorophyceae; Chlamydomonadales; Volvocaceae
Exons: 8
Coding region: 1-936 (311 amino acids)
Biological process (GO): rRNA processing
Cellular component (GO): nucleolus; small-subunit processome; Mpp10 complex
Molecular function (GO): rRNA primary transcript binding; snoRNA binding
Source: RefSeq, a predicted model, not a curated record